CGCGCGGGUGCGCUACGUAAAGGCUCCUCCCACGGGCUCAGGGCGAGGUAUUGCGCAAGCGCGCCCGCCGCGGGCGGGAAGUUUGCCUUCGUUCGCUUGCCGUAGCGGCGCCCCUGACAGGAGAUUUGGCACUGGGACGAGGUUCUGCGGUGGCUGCCGUUCACGUGCAGGAAUGUCUGGAACAGAAUUGACAAGAAAUGGAAUCAGCAGCAGCAAUGCUAGCUCCAGUAUGUGGUUUGGACAGUGUCAGUAUACAGCAGAUGAGUACCAGGCCGUCCAGGCUGCCCUGCGACAGAGAUUGGGCCCAGAAUACAUCAGUAGCCGGCAAGCUGGAGGAGGACAGAAGGUUUGCUACAUUGAAGGGCACAGAGUCAUCAGUCUGGCCAAUGAGAUGUUUGGCUACAAUGGCUGGGCUCAUUCUGUCACUCAGCAGAAUGUCGAUUUUGUGGAUCUUAAUAAUGGCAAGUUCUACGUGGGGGUCUGUGCCUUUGUGAAAGUCCAACUUAAGGAUGGCUCAUACCAUGAAGAUGUUGGUUAUGGAGUAAGUGAAGGCUUGAAGUCUAAGGCCUUGUCCCUAGAAAAAGCAAGGAAGGAAGCUGUUACAGAUGGACUGAAGAGGGCACUGAAGUGCUUUGGUAAUGCUCUUGGGAAUUGCAUCUUGGACAAAGACUACUUGCGAUCAGUGAAUAAGCUUCCUCGCCAGAUGCCUCCAGAUUUUGAUUUGAGCAAUGCUAAAAGACAGGAUUUUGAGCCUGCUAUAGAAAAGGCAAGAUACAAUAGCUGCUUGAAGAAGACAAGCGAAGACCACCAGCAGUUUUCUACAGUGACUCCUGUUAAAACUGAGCAGUUAGAAUCUUCUUUGAGUACUGUUGAACAAGAUCAGCAAAGCAGUGAGGUCUUGCUGUGUGAUGCAACAUACCACCGAAAGUUGCGGCAGAAACAACUUCAGCAGCAGUUCAGACAGCAGAUGCAGAAGAAACAGCAAAUCCAGUCAACUACUCCAGCUUGUGAACCUAGAGAUCAAGAAGCAUGUGCUCUUCCUGCUAUUAAGCACAGCACUUCAGCACAGCUGGAACCCGCAGUGGAAGAAGAGUUCCUUGCAGAUGACCUUGAGCUUUGGGACUUAUCUUUGGAGGCCACGGACCUCAGUGUUACCAAUCACAGCACAGCAGCUGUGCCAGCCCAACACCCAGGCACAUCUCGUGGGCAGUAUGACAUUAUGACACGCAGCAGAACGCCACAAAAAAUAAAUAACCAGAGGCCCUGUGCAAAACCUGCACCGCAGCAUCCCUCUACUAGCCCUCGACCUCACAUACCAGCUGAGUGCAGCCCAUACAGAAGGAGCCAAGGGAUGAAGAAGAGAAGGCUGGAGCCUGCAUAGCAGAAGAUGAAUGACUUGACUGUGGUACUUUAUCUGUUCAGGUUUCAGAAUGCAAUUUGCACUCAGAAGUUUCAGAAUGGAGAAUAUUCUUCAGACCUCACUAUAUCCAGCACUAAACAGGAAAAAGGUUGUGCUCAUGAUUUUUCAGAAUUUGAAAGUUUAAAACAUUGCUUUCCAUCACUGUAAAGAAUACCAGUAUUUUAUCCCGUUAAGAUUAACAGAUGAAAUUCCAUAUCCAAAUACAAAACAUUGCUUUAUUCUUAACUUCCUUUAUUGUAAUAGGAAGGAAUCCAUUUUAACAAGGCUGCAUCUUGUAAAGCAAGGCGAACUAUUUUUGUACUAUUUGCCCUUUCUUCAGGAAAAAAAUUAAUAGAAGCAAAGCUGAAGGAAUCUAACAGCAUUUUUAAAAUGUACUCUGAAACAAGAUUAGUGUAAUAGGAGUAGUAAUUAACUUUUGUGGAAUGAAAAGUUUUUUAAGGCUAGGAUGCCAGUGUGCUAAUUAUGCAAUGUGAAUCCUGUUUAUUAAAGUGGUUAAAUUAAAGCUUUUCAUUCAGAAAAGCUGUGUGUUUAGAUGUCCCACUGUAUGAAGACUGGAGCCAGCCACACAUACACUUUUAUCAUAUUUCCCUUGUUCUCUUUCAAAUAAAGAAAAAUGUUGGAGGCUAA
This is a messenger RNA of Lacerta agilis (Sand lizard), 2047 nucleotides long. RefSeq names its product RAD52 homolog, DNA repair protein (gene RAD52). The coding region runs from base 173 to 1381 and encodes 402 amino acids. NCBI's taxonomy places the organism in Eukaryota, Metazoa, Chordata, Lepidosauria, Squamata, Lacertidae. Gene Ontology annotation, biological process: double-strand break repair via homologous recombination; mitotic recombination; double-strand break repair via single-strand annealing. Gene Ontology annotation, cellular component: nucleus. The transcript is spliced from 12 exons. The record is from RefSeq and is a predicted model, not a curated record.